This is a messenger RNA of Darwinula stevensoni, 2996 nucleotides long. The record is from the annotation of a GenBank genome assembly. NCBI's taxonomy places the organism in Eukaryota, Metazoa, Arthropoda, Ostracoda, Podocopida, Darwinulidae.
AUGCUGACGCUUCUCCCUUUACUGUAUGACGUGUGCUCAGUGCGUGCUCGCGAUGAGAUUGUUGCUGUAUUGCUCUUCGCUGCCGCUCCGAAACGGGUCCGAAGCGCAAAGUCGACGAUUGUGGCAGCACGUGCUUUUCUUGAGCUGUACAGUGCUUGGUUCGAGACGGUGAAGACAGAGGAUCACGUGCCGAGCCGUCUGGCGCGGGACCUUUUCCAUCAGGCGGAGCUUUUCCCCUCUGUUUCGCAAGUCUAUGAAAUGCUGCACUGUGCUCAAGAAUGUUCAGGAAGAGAGAGUCCCAAUAUCCUCACAUUUGGAGAAUUUUGCUGCUUUGCUACGGAAUUAAAGCGUUGUUAUGAUCACGAGUUACCCAAGCCUACUGCUCUCUCAAGAAUAAUGCCAGAAAGCAAUGGUCGGAUGAAAAAGCCAGAAAGGCAAAUUUCAAAGUCCUCUCCCAAGUAUGAAGUUUUCUUGGGAGGUUCCUGCAAUCCAACUACAUGGAGACAAGACACAGCUAUCCCAGUUCUCAAGCAACUGGGUAUCACAUAUUACAAUCCACAAUUACCACACUGGAAACCUGAAUACAUUGAAUUGGAGCACCAGGCCAAGGAAAAUGCCUCAGUCCUCUUCUUUGUCAUUGACAACCAAACAAGAGGUGUGGCCUCAAUGGUUGAGGUGGCAUACCUAGCUGCUCUUGGAAGGAAGCUUGUUGUUGUCAUAUCCCCAUAUGCUGGACCAGGUCAGGAAAUUGCUGGAGAGCCCAUUACAAAGAGGGAGUUUGAAGAUUUAAGCCAUGGGCAGGCCAUACUGCAUGAUCUGGUGGAACGUCAAGGGAUUCCCAUUUUUACCAACAUACGAGUUGCAUUGGAUUCCACGGCCACCCUAAUUAAAGAGAAUUUGAAUCUUCAAGAUCUUGGUCCCAGAAACAUGGUCAGUCCUGUCAAGAUGGGUCAUGUCCCUGUGGGAGACAAAAUUAUGAAAUACAGGGAAGCAUUUGAUGCUUUGGACACAAGUGGGAAGGGUGAAUUAACUCUUGAUGAUAUGUGUAUGGCAUUUCGAAUCUUGACAAAUCGCAACUUGACAAGUGAGGAGAUCCAGGAGAUAGUGUAUGGUCACAAGGGCAUUGGAUCUAUGGAGGAGAAGCAAAAUGUUGAUCCUCAUAGCCCAGCCAUCCAUGACUCAAUUCUAAUUGGUUUUGAUGAGUUUUGCACAAUAGUCUCUGAGUUCAAGCAGAAACAAACUGAGCACCAGAAGGUGUGGGACCAAUUCCUUGCCAAGACUGCUUCAGCUCUUGGAACACUGGCUAUGCCACUAGUCAAGGCUUUUGAGUGGGUCAUGCCAAAGAAAGCCUGGAAGCAGGCAAAUGGACGCCGGAGAAUCACUCGGGAUGUUUAUUUGGGUGGUUCGUGCAGUGAUGCAUCAUUGGCAUGGAGGGAAGAAAUCGCCAUUCCCAUGCUCAAGAAAAAGGGCCUGACCUAUUUUAAUCCCCAAACAUCACGUUGGCAGGAUAGAUUGAUACCAAUAGAAUCUGCAGCUAUAGACUCAUCCCGCGUCCUUCUAUUUGUCAUUUCAGACAAAACACGAGGAUUGGCCUCUAUGGCUACUGCAGCCCACUACAUUGGACUGGGAUGCCAUGUUGUUCUUUGUAUUCAGUUGCUUCAAGAGUUGUGCAAGAUUGGCGAUGAUCAGCUUUCAGCACAGGCAAUCAAGGAUUACAACAGAGGCCGGAUGUACCUGAGUGACAUGGCAACACGAGAUGGCAUACCUGUAUUUGAAUCUAUCUCCGAGGCUGUGGAAUGUGUUGUGAGGAAGUGUAAUGGCAGGUGAAUGCUCAUGACAUGGUGCUAUGGCUAAAUGUGGUGCUAUCAUGUUGAUGCUAUCAUUUUUAUGCUGUAGCUGAGAAAUCUUCACCUAUUUUUUCUCAGGGAUUUCAUUCUGUUCCACAUCAGCCUUUCUUGGUACACAAACAUAAAACAAGUGAAGUUGUAACUUUACUAUCUUGUUUGGAUUCUGCUCAGGCUAUCCCUUUUGCACAGUAUAAUUUUUUCUUCAAAUGAAUCUCAUCCUCUUAAUCUCUGAAUAACAAGAACCAGUGACAGGGAAAUCUUUAGGUCUGUUUCUUUUCUGAAUCUCUGUAUGGAUCUCACCUUCACUUCUAUGCUUACUUCAGAAAUGUCUUGCCAGAGUGGUUGAAUUCUCUCUCUGCUUUGGCCCAUGUGCAAUGAAUAUUUCUGUGAGGGGGUGGAAGAAUUAUGUCACUAGGAAUGACUUUCACUUACUUUCAUUGCUCAUUUGUCACCAGAAAAGAGUGCUUUAUCAGUAUGAUGCAAAGGCUCAUUGAAUCUGAUCUUAUGAAACAGUGAUUCUCAACCUGGGUAAUGACCCAGUUUUGGGUUGUGUGGCUAUGAAAACUAUCUAGCACCUUACGCUCUCACUAUUUCAAGUUGCUGCAUUUCUCCCACCCUUCUUGCUCAAUCUGCUCAUCUUCAAGCAUUAAGGCAGUAGCCCUACAUGCAAUAGGAGAACAUAUUUCUGUAAGUAUACUGAAAAUAUCUUAACCCACAAGCCCAGUGAUGACAGGAUACUUUCCCCCUCAGCAAGUUGCUCCUUCACCAAGCUACCAGGUCCUGGAAAGGUCACCUUUCAUAUUACUUAAUCUUAACCAGAAAAGGGUUGAGGACCACUGUAAAUGUGUGUAUGUAAACUCAUACAGCUUUACCUGUGUCACAGCCAUCACAGUAUAGUUUCUGGUCAGCAAAAGCUGCUACUUAACUCUUAACCAAUGCACUGUAGAUGCCAUGAGUGGACCAAGAGGGAAGCAGUUUUGUAGAACUUACCUUUGCAGUCCAUGAGUAUAUCCAGCUCAGCCCAUCCUGUGUUCCUCUGUAUCAAUGUUCCAUGGAAACAAUUGUGCUUUAAUGAAUUUGUUCAGACAUGGUUCUUCUACCUGUGACUCCAUGUUGUUGAGUUUCUGUAUUAAAAAAAGAUCACUCACA